Molecule: messenger RNA, 1542 nt
Organism: Peromyscus eremicus (cactus mouse)
Lineage: Eukaryota; Metazoa; Chordata; Mammalia; Rodentia; Cricetidae
Gene: Foxe1
Product: forkhead box E1
Exons: 1
Coding region: 1-1131 (376 amino acids)
Biological process (GO): cell differentiation; regulation of transcription by RNA polymerase II; anatomical structure morphogenesis
Molecular function (GO): DNA-binding transcription factor activity, RNA polymerase II-specific; RNA polymerase II cis-regulatory region sequence-specific DNA binding
Source: RefSeq, a predicted model, not a curated record
AUGACGGCCGAGAGCGCGCCGCCGCCCCCGCCGCAGCCCGAGGCGCUGGCGGCAGUGAAGGAGGAGCGCGGGGAGGCGACGGCGGCGGCGGCGGCGGCGGGCGCGGGGGUCCCGGCGGAGGCAGCGGGCCGCGGCGCGGGCGGACGGCGACGCAAACGCCCCCUGCAGCGGGGGAAGCCGCCCUACAGCUACAUCGCGCUCAUCGCCAUGGCCAUCGCGCACGCUCCCGAGCGCCGCCUGACUCUGGGCGGCAUCUACAAGUUCAUCACCGAGCGCUUCCCGUUCUACCGCGACAACCCCAAGAAGUGGCAGAACAGCAUCCGCCACAACCUCACGCUCAACGACUGCUUCCUCAAGAUCCCGCGCGAGGCGGGCCGCCCGGGCAAGGGCAACUACUGGGCGCUCGACCCCAACGCCGAGGACAUGUUCGAGAGCGGCAGCUUCCUGCGCCGCCGCAAGCGCUUCAAGCGCUCGGACCUGUCCACCUACCCGGCCUACAUGCACGAUGCUGCGGCCGCCGCCGCCGCCGCCGCCGCCGCCAUCUUCCCGGGCGCCGUUCCCACCGCGAGGCCGGCCUACCCGGGCGCCGUCUACGCGGGCUACGCGCCGCCGCUCGCCGCGCCCCCGCCCGUCUACUACCCCGCCGCGUCGCCGGGGCCCUGCCGGGUCUUCGGCCUGGUUCCCGAGCGGCCGCUCAGCCCGGAUCUGGGCCCCGCGCCGUCUGCAGCCGGCGGCUCGUGUGCCUUCGCGGCGGCGGCGGGAGCGGCCGGCACCGGGGGCUUCCAGCCGGCGGUGUGCGCGGGCGCGCGCCCCGUCAACCCCGCCGCUUACGCCGCCGCCUACGCGGGCCCCGACGGCGCGUACCCGCAGGGGGCGAGCGGCGCGCUCUUCGCCGCGGCUGCAGGCCGCCUAGCGGGACCUGCCUCGCCCCCCGCGGGAGGCGGCGGCGGCGGCGGCGUGGAAGCCGCGGUGGACUUCUACGGGCGCACGUCGCCGGGCCAGUUCGGAGCGGCGCUGGGGCCCUGCUACAAUCCCAGCGCGCAGCUCGGAGCGGGCGGUGGCAGCGCCUACCACGCCCGCCACGCCACCGCCUAUACCGGCGCGGUGGAUCGGUUCGUGUCUGCCAUGUGAGCCGCAGGUAGGCACGAAACCUCACAGACUCCAAGACGUUCCAAAAGAUGUUAAUCCCCGGAACCGGCGGAGAGGACUAAAAAGAGUAUAGGGCUGAGACUUGCGUGGAAGGCCCCUGAGGACCCGAGGGACUCGGUGUCUUGCACACUAUUCACAGACCAGAUUUGCUGCGGACGUGGGCGGACGUGGGGAAGCUACAGCCGCGUUUGGACUGGCACAAGGGACCCUCGGUAAUGCGAAAUUCCUAAGAGCAUGCCUUUCUGCCGUUUUACUAGGCUGUAAAGGGUGGAGAGCAGCAUAGUUGUCUACACCAGAAUGCAGGAUCCGAACUGUGGUGGUGAAGUCGUGUGGCUUCAAAGCGUGCGGUGCUGCGUCAAACUCGGGCUUUCUGUAUGCUCGGCCUCUUGUAUU